AUGUGGAUAAACACGAAUCCGACAAGGUUCACGGAGCCCUGCUCACCCCAAUUCAUCAUUUGCAUCAAUUGUCAGCUCAAUGGUACUGGAUAUGCGAUUGGAGUUGAGGCGUUGAGGAGGACAGAGGCUGAAAAUCCUACCAAAGUGGGGCAGUUCAUCGGUUUCAAUCGGUCCACAUUUGCAUGCUCUUUUCGCUUUCACCGAGAGCUCUCAAUAAAACCAGCUACUUCUGCCUGGAGCACGCAUAGUUGCAAGCAUCAUGGCUCAUUUUCACGACUCAACUUGAGCAAAGCCCUAAAGAACCCACUUUCAGCAUCAUGGCUACAAAAAACUAAAGGCCCUGGCAACGAAAAUGCAGCCGCCAUAAUAAAAUUCAAAGGUCACUUUGCCGGCCCACGGCAAGACACAUCUUCUUCAACCCAUUUCGGCUCUGGUCCGUGUGAAACACACACAAGCCGUGAGACGGUCAAAUCUGGCAAAGAGGCGAGCGCAGAGUUGACCAGAGACCGGGAGACGUGGAUUGAUGAGCACGGCCGUGUGUGCACCAGAGAACGUCUGUGUCGUGUUGCCUACCAGCGAGGUGUGUAUGAGUUGGCCGGCCUUUAUCGGUAUCUAAUUGCCAAAAAUGCCGAGAGUCAAGACUCUGCAACACAAUGCCGCACACCUUCAAGUAAGACUCCGUCCGAGGUCACGAGAAUAAAAGGAGAAAUUGUCUUUACUUUCUCUACAAGUGUCCUAAAAAUGAAGUAUUCCAUGGGACUAUCAAAUUGUCUAAGGUCAAAAUUUUCCAAUUAUUUGCAAAACUAUUUACUACGUGACAAGUAG
Molecule: messenger RNA, 825 nt
Organism: Protopolystoma xenopodis
Lineage: Eukaryota; Metazoa; Platyhelminthes; Monogenea; Polystomatidea; Polystomatidae
Source: the annotation of a GenBank genome assembly